CGCAAUCACGAAUGAGAAACACUCUUGACUGAUCAAAUCACGGAUUGCUUCUAGAACCACUCACCGUCAGUCAAGAGCCCGAUCGUGAUCGACGCGAUGAGCUUGAACAGGUGAAGGUGGAACCAGCCGACUCUCCUCCAAUCUGCCUUGUGCUUGCGUAGAGGAUCCUCGCUCAGUAUCACUUCACCCAGACUCUCAUCGAAAGCAGAACUUGUCCCAACCGGAGGCCGCGGUGCGUCGCAAGGAGCUAGAGUCCAGCCUCGAUCCUUUUCGUCGCAUCGCGCGCCUCCACAGUCUCGAGAUCACAAGCUCUUUGGACUACCAUCCACGUCGACACGCCCACUACCAGCGCCACAGCCACCUCGCAUCGGUAGGAGAGGAGGUCAUUAAAAGGAACGUGGGACAGGAGGGAGUACAGCACUUCCAUUGUCCGCUGCCGCGUGACUCUGCUCAAGAUGUCGGAUCCUCGUACCCGACGUGUCAACAAGGAGAUCGUGGACAUUCAGUCAGAUCCAGCUAGCGGAGUCUCCAUUCAGCUGGUAGGCGACUCACCUUUUCAUUUGAAAGGGACGUUCAAAGGACCAGAAGGUAGUAUCUAUGAGAGCGGCACCUUCGACGUGGAUGUGGUCAUUCCCGAGCAGUACCCAUUUCAGCCUAUCCAGAUGCGCUUCAUCACCAAGAUAUAUCAUCCCAACGUCUCCUCGGCAACCGGAUUCAUUUGUCUGGAUAUUCUGAAGAAUGCUUGGUCGCCCGUCCUCACUCUCAAAUCAACCUUGAUCUCUCUCCGAUCGCUUUUGGUCUCUCCUGAGUAUACAGACCCUCAGGAUGCUGCCGUUGCACAACACUUCAUGAAGGACAAGAAAGACGCGGAAAACACGGCCAGGUAUUGGUGCGAGCUGUACGCGGGUGGACCUUCCGGCUCGUCGUCGAAAGCGAAUGCCAACAAGAACAAGACCAAGGAAGUGGAGGUGGACGAGGUCAGAACGGCGGGGCUGGAGCCUCAGCAUGUCAAGAAUUUCGAGGACAUGGGCUUCACAAGGAAACAAGUGAUAGAAGUGCUCAAGAAGCUCAACUACAAGGGCGACAACGUCCGCAACGUGACGGAUGAGCAAGUUCUCAAUGCUCUCUUGAGCGCUUGAGCAUCGCGCCUCCACAUCGCGCUUGAUUCCGGUGCAUGCCUCCUAGCUGCAAGCAAAGCAGUCAAAGCGCCUCACGAAGCAGAUAGCGAAGGCACCGCGUAGAAGUGUCCGUCUCAAACUUAGACUGGCACAUCUGUGCAAGCAGCAAGCGUGGCAGACUGCUCCGCCAUUCAAGGCCGCCAUCGAGCAUCAACCCUGCUAAGACUAGCCGACUGCUAUACGCGGCCAAAGCGAUCCAUCCCCCCCAUAAUCGAUUCCGCUCCCUGUUCUCCCUUGCAAACGCGAAGUCUCACCUUGCAUCGCGCCAUUGGGCGCAAGAAAGGCAAGGAAUGUCAUCCAUUUCCCUAGCGCAAACGCC
Messenger RNA from Ceraceosorus guamensis, 1497 nucleotides. Its product is annotated as putative UBC1-E2 ubiquitin-conjugating enzyme. Gene Ontology annotation, molecular function: ubiquitin conjugating enzyme activity; protein binding. The record is from RefSeq and is a predicted model, not a curated record. Gene Ontology annotation, cellular component: nucleus. The transcript has 6 exons. NCBI's taxonomy places the organism in Eukaryota, Fungi, Basidiomycota, Exobasidiomycetes, Ceraceosorales, Ceraceosoraceae. The coding region runs from base 456 to 1139 and encodes 227 amino acids. Gene Ontology annotation, biological process: proteasome-mediated ubiquitin-dependent protein catabolic process; protein polyubiquitination.